Messenger RNA from Phytophthora infestans T30-4, 1923 nucleotides. RefSeq lists its product as uncharacterized. The coding region runs from base 1 to 1923 and encodes 640 amino acids. Lineage: Eukaryota; Oomycota; Peronosporomycetes; Peronosporales; Peronosporaceae. The transcript is spliced from 2 exons. The record is from RefSeq and is a predicted model, not a curated record.
AUGACCUUAGGACUCCCUCCUAUCCUCUUUUACCCGACGUGGCUCGUGCUACUGGGUUUCCAUGCAGUCUGCGCUCUCUAUCUCGUCGUGAUGGCGGCAGCGUAUUUCGCAAUGACUUCGAGCGAGAACGCAUCUUACGCGCCAAUAUGGUCCGACACGGGGUUCAAGCACUUCAAAGCCUUCGGUGCCAUUUACUUGGCUAUUGCUGCACUGCACGUGAUCCAAGUUCUCCGCAUCUUCUACCUGUCGAUUCGAAACAAGCGAAUGGUACUUCACUGCGAACAAUCAAAGUCGUAUUGCAAGGACGACAGCAAGUGUACUCCCUGGUGCUUCGAUGCAGUUUUUGCUGUCCGUGAACUGGUAGUGCUGGGUUGUCUGUCCUACCAGGCCUAUCAGUCCAGCAAGCUAGUGCCGCGUGUGGAGCUGAACAACCUCAACGCGGCCAUGUUGAUCCUCUCCUGCUGGCUGACCCCCUUGAUCCAGAUCCUUGUCCGCAAGUCGAUUGCUCUCAGUCGUGCUACGUCGCUCCUCAGCAGCUUCGUACUGUGCACUUUUCUGGCCAAAGUGAUACAGUCUCUGGUGUUCCUCCAGUACACGGACGUCUUCAAUUCGGAUAAGAUGCUGUUUGCAACAAAAAUGAUAUUCGACCCGACCUUCCUGGCAGUACUAACACCCGAGAACAGGAUGAUGUUUGCUACAACUGUAGGCGACUUCAUCUCCAAGUUCCUACCUCUUCUUGGCAGCCUCGUGUCAUUAGUGAUGCUGGAAGGAGUGAUUUCUCGUCGUGAAGAGAAAGUCACUCCAGAUACUUGUGCCGACACCAAUGCAAAGGUUGAUCCUAAUGUAAAUGUCACUGUGGAGACGUUGGACACUCCAGAAGGGUCCACAGAGCCCGCUCGCCUGGAAGCUGGUACCUCUACGAAAGCUCUGGGAGAGUCUCGCACUGCUGAAAACGCCCCACGUGCCCCGUCGAAUUACUCGUCGUGUGUCUGGGUGUUAGUCGUGGUCAAGAUCUCUUGCAUUGUAUGGGGCAUUCUUGUGCUUGCGUUCCACCUCAAGGCCCAAUCCCAGCACAAGACAAUGCCUACAGGCUGUUUCUCGGCUACCCGACCAUGGUUCAGCUCCAAAGUCUCGUGCUUGGCUUUCGUGUUCGACUGCGUCGACCAAGCCGCCAUUCUUAACUUCGUCAAUUGCCCCGCUCUUAUGGUUCCGAGUGUCAUUCAGACAUUCCCUCAGCUUCAAAGCGUUCAGGUUUUCAACACGGCGUUGUAUUCCUGGGAUGCGAAUGCUGCACUCACUCAAGAAUUCCACCCGCGACUCAAGAGUAUCGUGCUCAUCAGCGUCAAGAUGGCAGCGUUCCCCGACGGUCUCAUGGGAGUUCUUCCUUACUCGCUGAUGAAUCUGCAAUUCUUCGCUACGAUGCUACCGUCGUUACCCAAUGACCUUGGUACCAAAUGGGGAGGAGCUAAUCGACCUUUGAUUGGUCGUGUCGGCUUCGAGUACGGUAUCCUCAGUCCAGCAACUGUCCCGCUCGAGACGUUCCAACUACCCGUAAAAUCUCUGUCACUCGCUGGCAACUUCUUCCUCUUCCAGAUCCCAACAUUGGCUGCAGUCUCAAACACGUUCCUGCCUCAGCUCGUUCUGGACGGAGCUCCGUUAAUGGCGCUUCCUCCAAUUAUUGAUCCGACCUUCAAGAUCGGAGACUUGAGCAUGGAAGGCACCGAAGUGUCGGUGUUACCGGACUGGACAAAGUCACAGGUUCCGUCCCCAAUGCACCUGUAUGGAUCGGCCUUUUGUCUGACGGCCACAGACGCGCAGAAGACCGAGGCCAACGGUAUCUGCGAUACCAGUCGAUGGGGAACUCCUCUACCACAGUCGCCGAUUGAACGCAUGGAAGAAGUGUACGGGAAGACAUCCGCCUGA